Molecule: messenger RNA, 1922 nt
Organism: Coffea arabica (coffee)
Lineage: Eukaryota; Viridiplantae; Streptophyta; Magnoliopsida; Gentianales; Rubiaceae
Product: neoxanthin synthase, chloroplastic-like
Biological process (GO): carotenoid biosynthetic process
Molecular function (GO): oxidoreductase activity, acting on paired donors, with incorporation or reduction of molecular oxygen
Source: RefSeq, a predicted model, not a curated record
CAUACGGCCAACUAGCUAUGAUUAAGUUAAUAGCUACAAGAAUCUACUAUAUUAAUUCUUGUUAAAGUUGAUAGAAACGACCAAGAAUCGAUUAUAAAAAGCAUCCAUUUCUUGCCAUUGCUGGUCCUGGUUGGUUGAUUCUUCAUUGUCUUCAUUAGAGUACCUAAACGCUUUCUUCAUCAUCAAUUCAUCAUAAACAUUUCCCUUCACUCCUCUCUUUUCUGCCUAAACCAUCAAAGUUAGAUUUUCAAUUCAGUCUUUUGUCAAUGGAAACUCUUCUGAGGCCGUCUCCAUUUCUUGCACUUUCAACUUCUCAUCCUCCAAUAUCAUGUUCAUCACUGAACCCUCGAUUUGUUUCUCCUAAAACCAAAACUUCUGCAAGAAACGUUCGUAACAGAGUCAGAAGCAGCAAGUUUAAUUCCUUUCUUGACUUACAGCCUGCAUGGAAACCUGAACCUUUAGACUUUGAUGUAUCGUGGCUUGAUCCUUCUGAUCGUCGCUUUGAUUUGAUCAUCAUUGGAGCUGGACCAGCUGGUUUAAGACUAGCUGAGCAAGUAUCAAGAUACGGGAUUAAGGUAUGCUGCGUGGACCCUUCACCAUUAUCUAUGUGGCCAAAUAACUAUGGAGUUUGGGUUGAUGAAUUUGAAAGUUUAGGCCUUGAUGAUUGUUUGGACAAGACAUGGCCCAUGUGUAGUGUUUAUAUCAACGAUCACAAGACUAGGUACUUAGACCGUGCCUAUGGUAGAGUAAGUAGAAAGGAACUCAAGAUUAAAUUGUUAAGUGGUUGUGUUUCAAAUCAAGUCAAGUUUCACAAGGCUAAGGUUUGGAAAAUAGAGCAUCAAGAAUUUGAGUCUUCUGUUGUUUGCACUGAUGGAAGUGAGCUGAAGGCAAGUUUGAUCGUUGAUGCAAGUGGAUAUGCUAGUCCUUUUAUUGAGUAUGACAAGCCGAGAAACCAUGGUUAUCAAAUUGCUCAUGGAAUUUUAGCAGAAGUUGAUAAUCACCCCUUUGAUUUGGAUAAGAUGGUUCUGAUGGAUUGGAGAGAUUCCCAUCUAGGAAGUGAACCAGAUUUGCGCAAAGAUAACUCAAAGAUUCCAACUUUUCUGUAUGCGAUGCCAUUUUCUUCAAAUUUGAUAUUUCUUGAAGAGACCUCUCUCGUUGCCAGGCCUGUGUUGUCGUAUAUGGAGGUUAAGAAAAGGAUGGUGGCAAGAUUGAGACACUUAGGCGUUAAAGUAAGGAGUGUUAUAGAGGAAGAGAAGUGUUUCAUUCUGAUGGGAGGGCCACUGCCUAAAAUCCCUCAAAGUGUGAUGGCAAUUGGUGGAAAUUCAGGCAUAGUGCAUCCUUCAAGCGGCUACAUGGUGGCGCGGACAAUGGCUUUAGCACCGGUGUUAGCUGAUACAAUUGCAGAGUGCCUAGGCUCAACCAGAAUGAUUAGAGGGACUCCACUUUAUGAUCGAGUGUGGAAGGGCCUUUGGCCUGUUGAGAGGAGACGUAUCAGAGAAUUCCACUCUUUUGGCAUGGAGACCUUACUGCAACUCGACUUAAAUGGGACUAGAAGAUUUUUUGAUGCUUUCUUUGAUUUAGAUCCUCACCACUGGAAAGGGUUUAUGUCUUCAAAUUUAUCACUAAGGGAGCUUGCCAUGUUUUGCCUGUCUCUGUUCGGUCAUGCCUCAAAUCCUUCCAGAUUGGACAUGGUCACCAAGUGUCCAGCCCCUUUGGUCAGAAUGAUCCGUAAUAUGGCACUUGAAACCAUUUGAUUCUGCAAAAUUAUUUUUCAUUUUCAGGAAAGACAGUGAUGAAAUAAUUUUGUUAUUUUGCAGAACUUUGUAUUUGAUGGAAUGAUUGUAUGAUUAUUGCUGUCAUGAAGUUUCACUAGAAGUUUAGGAUUAGUCAAGUAUGCAUUAUCUUCAGACAUUUCCAAUUCA